CGCCCCUGUCGUCUCUGUUGGCUCGCCGUUUCCCCAAAUCGCGCACCCACUCAAAAACCCUCGCGGCGCUGCGCUCCCACCUGCAACCUCACACCCCCAUCUCCGGCGGCGGCGGCGGCCGGCGCUCGAGCGAGCGAGAUGGACCGUCCGGCGGCCGGCGCUUCGUACCAGCGCUUCCCCCGCGUGAGGAUCCGCGAGCUCAAGGACGACUACGCCAAGUUCGAGCUCCGCGACACCGACGCCAGCAUGGCCAACGCCCUCCGCCGCGUCAUGAUCGCCGAGGUCCCCACCGUCGCCAUCGACCUCGUCGAGAUCGAGGCCAACUCCUCCGUCCUCAACGACGAGUUCAUCGCGCACCGCCUCGGACUCAUCCCGCUCACCUCCGCCGCUGCCAUGGGCAUGCGAUUCUCCCGCGACUGCGACGCCUGCGACGGAGACGGCUCCUGCGAGUACUGCUCCGUCGAGUUCCACCUCGCCGCGCGCGCCACCGACUCCGACCAGACGCUCGAGGUCACAUCCAACGACCUGCGAUCCACCGACCCCAAGGUCUGCCCCGUCGACCAGGCGCGCGCGUACCAGCAGGCCCUCGGCGCCACCGACCCCUACGACACCUCCACCGCAGCAGACCAGAGGGGCAUUCUUAUUGUUAAGCUGCGUCGCGGGCAAGAACUGAGGCUUCGUGCCAUUGCUAGAAAAGGAAUUGGCAAGGACCAUGCCAAAUGGUCACCAGCUGCUACUGUGACUUUCAUGUAUGAGCCUGAUAUACGUAUUAAUGAAGAACUCAUGGAGACAUUGACACUUGAUGAAAAAAGAAGCUGGGUCGAAAGCAGCCCUACAAAAGUAUUUGACAUUGAUCCUAAUACCCACCAGGUGGUGGUGGUUGAUGCUGAGGCAUAUACAUAUGACGAUGAGGUGAUCAAGAAGGCAGAUGCCAUGGGAAAGCCAGGCUUAAUUGAGAUCAAUGCUAAGGAGGACAGCUUUGUCUUCACUGUAGAAACAACAGGUGCCAUCACAGCUUACGAGCUGAUUAUGAAUGCUAUCACAGUCUUGAGGCAGAAGUUGGAUGCUGUUCGCCUUCAAGAUGACGAUGGUGAUCUUGGUGAACUCGGUGCCCACCUUGUCGGAGGUUAAGAGCGUACUGCGGAGGAUCGUCAUUUGUACUUUCUCCCCUUUGUAGGCUCAUCUAACUACCAUGUUAGUCGGACAGCCUGUUGGAGCUUCAGAUGGAUUUCCCAAAUAUCCAGUACCAAAUUCUAAUUGCUGUGUUCUUGUUUAUGCUGUGACCUCUGUACUGGAGCUUUUCAGCAUGGAUCUGGCUACGUUUAAUUAUGCGCCAUCUGAGAGGCGGACACAUUAA
This is a messenger RNA of Phragmites australis (common reed), 1357 nucleotides long. Its product is annotated as DNA-directed RNA polymerases II, IV and V subunit 3-like. Gene Ontology annotation, biological process: DNA-templated transcription. The record is from RefSeq and is a predicted model, not a curated record. Gene Ontology annotation, cellular component: RNA polymerase II, core complex. The transcript is spliced from 3 exons. Bases 139 to 1131 code for a protein of 330 amino acids. Lineage: Eukaryota; Viridiplantae; Streptophyta; Magnoliopsida; Poales; Poaceae. Gene Ontology annotation, molecular function: protein dimerization activity; DNA binding; DNA-directed RNA polymerase activity.